AUGGACCGUGUUAGUGGAUGGAGAUUGCCGCCACUUGGUGCGGACCAGCAACUUGGUGCGGACAAGCAACUUGGUGCGGAUCAGCAAGGUACGGAGAGCCUGGAGGACACUCUCUUUGCUCUGCUGGGAUUCGAACCCGCUCACGCCGGUACUGCUGCAACCAUGAACGGUCUGCCUGACCCCCCUCCUUCAACGUGGCCUGAUCGGUCCGAGCUGCUCAACGGCGAUAGCUGUGGUAUUCCACUUCCUGGUGCGGACUCGGGAAUGAAAUUUCCCCCUUCGGUUUGCCACGUUCGACCCAACCCACCUCCUCAGGCAACCGCCAUCGCGGUUGGACGUGUAACAGCUGGUGCUGGUGCCACCCCUGCACCUGCUGCUGCUCCCCGAAUGUCACAAAAUCACCCAGCACGCUCGGACCUAACCGCUCCAGUGUACCCCACUCAGUCUAUUCAUGCCAUGCGGCCCAGCAAUGCUGCUUCCACCAGCUCUGCACCUGCUGCUGCUCCCAGAGAUCCAAGAAAUGCAGCACACUCGGACCUUGUGGCUCCACCCCAACCCACUCAACCUGCUCAUGCCAUCACGAUGGCCGGCUAUGCGGCUCUCAUCAACCCUGCACCUGCUGCUGCUGCUGCUGCUGCUGCUGCUGCUGCUGCUGCUGCUGCUGCUGCUGCUGCUGCUGCUGCUGCUGCUGCUGCUGCUGCUGCUGCUGCUGCUGCUGCUGCUGCUGCUGCUGCCGCUGCUGCUCCCAGAGUGUCAGCAUCUACAGCACAACCAGGCCCCAUCACUCCACCCUCACCUUCUCAGCUGCACAGCAGCUCCACCAGCUGUGUUGCUCCCACCAGCUCUCCGCCAGUUUCCUUUGUUGGAAACAAGUCCCUGUCACUUCCACCUUCCUGUCUUUACAUGUAG
Molecule: messenger RNA, 909 nt
Organism: Closterium sp. Naga37s-1
Lineage: Eukaryota; Viridiplantae; Streptophyta; Zygnematophyceae; Desmidiales; Closteriaceae
Source: the annotation of a GenBank genome assembly